UGUCUGAAGCGUCUUUGGCAGUAAUUGACAUUUCUUCGAGCAUAUCUUAAGCGUCUUUGACUUCAAAUUUUUUCUUGGGCUCUUCAUCCGGACCAUAUCAGUAUGUCUCUGUUUCCCAUGUUUUUCCAACAAUGAAAUGACUAUUCAAAACUGAGCCUUUGAUCACUACAUCUGUUCAUCAUCAACUGUUCUCCGCCCUGAACAAGCCCACCAUGUCUAAUCUGCCUCUUUCCACUUCCAAAUUCACUGCUAUACUGUUGCUCUUUCUGUUACCAGUAGCCUUGUCAGCUUCAAGACACGAAGCUAUAGACGCUGUGCUUAAUCGUUUGGAUUCGAAACGGUCCUCCCCGUCAGUUCAAGAAUCAGCGGCUAAAGGUGUUCUGCGAAGAUUGCUUCCUUCCCACUUGCACAGCUUUGAAUUCAAAAUUGUCUCCAAGGAUGUUUGUGGUGGUCACAGUUGCUUUUUGAUAAAGAAUUACAACAAAUCAAGUCAGAAUGGGCCUGAGAUAAUAAUUAAAGGCACCACCGCUGUAGAACUUGCAUCUGGACUCCAUUGGUAUAUAAAAUAUUGGUGUGGUGCUCAUAUUUCAUGGGAUAAGACUGGUGGAAUUCAGAUAAAUUCAAUUCCGAAGCCAGGAUCUCUGCCUCUUGUAAAGGAUGAGGGUGUAGUGAUUCAGCGGCCUGUCCCAUGGAACUAUUACCAAAAUGUGGUUACAUCCAGUUAUUCAUAUGUUUGGUGGAAUUGGGAAAGAUGGGAGAAAGAGAUAGAUUGGAUGGCUCUUCAAGGAAUUAAUUUGCCUUUGGCAUUCACAGGACAGGAAGCCAUUUGGCAAAAAGUUUUCAUGAAUCUUAAUGUCAGUUCAGAGGAUUUGAAUGAUUUCUUUGGUGGACCUGCUUUCCUUGCUUGGGCCCGUAUGGGGAAUUUACAUGCUUGGGGUGGCCCUUUAUCACAAAAUUGGUUGGAUCAACAAUUAAGCUUGCAAAAACAGAUACUCUCUCGGAUGCUAGAGUUAGGCAUGACUCCAGUGCUACCAUCAUUCUCUGGGAAUGUUCCAGCAGCUUUAAAGAAAAUUUUCCCUUCGGCAAAUAUAACUAGACUUGGAGACUGGAACACUGUGAAUAAAAAUCCCCGGUGGUGCUGUACGUACCUUCUUGAUCCUUCUGAUCCCUUGUUUGUUGAAAUUGGGGAGGCAUUUAUAAGGCAACAAAUUAAAGAAUAUGGAGAUGUGACAGACAUCUACAACUGUGAUACAUUCAAUGAGAAUAUCCCACCUACAAAUGAUUCAGAUUACAUCUCUUCGCUCGGUGCAGCAGUAUAUAAAGCAAUGUCUAAAGGUGAUGAGGAUGCCGUUUGGUUAAUGCAAGGUUGGCUUUUCUAUUCCGACUCUUCUUUCUGGAAGCCACCUCAAAUGAAGGCGCUUUUACACUCUGUUCCAUUUGGGAAAAUGAUAGUUCUAGAUCUGUUUGCUGAUGUCAAACCAAUAUGGAGAACUUCCUCCCAGUUUUAUGGAACUCCUUAUGUCUGGUGUAUGUUGCAUAAUUUUGGUGGAAAUAUUGAAAUGUACGGCAUAUUGGAUGCAAUAUCUUCAGGUCCAAUUGAUGCCCAUAUCAGUGAGAAUUCAACAAUGGUUGGUGUUGGCAUGUGCAUGGAAGGCAUAGAGCAUAAUCCAGUCGUUUAUGAACUUAUGUCUGAAAUGGCAUUUCGCAGUGAAAAAGUUCGAGUUCUGGAAUGGCUGAGGAACUAUUCUCGUAGACGAUAUGGUAAAGCUGUUAACCAGGUUGAGGCAGCUUGGGAGAUACUUUACCGCACAAUUUAUAAUUGUACAGACGGAAUUGCUGACCAUAACAGAGAUUUCAUAGUUAAGUUUCCAGACUGGGAUCCAUCUCUUAAUUCUGGAUCAGACACAUCGAAAGAAGACACGAAGCACAUCUUUCUCUCCCUACCCAGAACUAGAAGAUUCUUAUUUCAACAGUCGAGUUCCAAGUUACCCCAGGCACAUUUGUGGUAUUCUACUCAGGAGGUUGUCAAUGCAUUACAACUAUUCCUUGAUGCUGGGAACGAUCUUAACAGGAGCCUCACUUACAGAUACGACUUGGUUGAUCUAACACGGCAAGUUUUGUCGAAGCUAGCAAACCAAGUGUACAUUGAUGCUAUAAUUGCUUUCCAGAGGAAAGAUGCUGAUGCAUUGAAUCUUCAUAGCCAGAAAUUUUUACAACUCAUCAAUGACAUUGAUGUACUUCUUGCUUCCGAUGAUAAUUUUCUACUUGGAACAUGGCUCGAAAGUGCAAAAGAGCUGGGAGUAAAUCCUGUUGAGAUGAAGCAGUAUGAAUGGAACGCAAGAACACAAGUGACAAUGUGGUACGACACAACAAAGACCAAUCAGAGCCAGCUCCAUGAUUAUGCUAACAAAUUUUGGAGUGGACUACUAAAAGACUAUUAUCUUCCCCGAGCUUCAACCUAUUUUGAUCAUCUAGCAAAGAGCCUGAAAGAAAAUGAAAACUUCAAUAUUGUGGGAUGGAGGGAAGAAUGGAUAGCAUUCUCAAACAAAUGGCAAGUAAGCACAGAGCUUUAUCCAGUGAAAGCCAGAGGAGAUGCUCUUGCUAUUUCUAAAGCAUUGUAUAAAAGAUAUUUUGGUUAACAAGAUAAUGGGUUCAUUUAUUUAAAACAAUAAUAAGGCGGGUUCAUCCUAAAUGUUCAAAGAUUUUCUUCUUUUUUUUUUUUU
Messenger RNA from Manihot esculenta (cassava), 2723 nucleotides. Its product is annotated as alpha-N-acetylglucosaminidase. The record is from RefSeq and is a predicted model, not a curated record. NCBI's taxonomy places the organism in Eukaryota, Viridiplantae, Streptophyta, Magnoliopsida, Malpighiales, Euphorbiaceae. The transcript is spliced from 19 exons. Bases 213 to 2639 code for a protein of 808 amino acids.